GCCCAGCUCGGAGCCUGGCGCUGCUCACGGGCAUCGGCGGCUCCUCAUGCCGCCGCAGUAACGUAUAGCGGGUCCCCUAAGGAUUUGCCUUACGCUGGAUGCUGCACGUGGCCUGCCCCGGUGCGCUCGGGGAGGGUGGCAGGGAAAGGUGGGAGCUGUGGGAGAGAUGUUUCUCGUGGCUGCGCUGGAAGCAGGAUGAAUCUCGUGUCUAUGGCGACAGAUCCUGAGCUGAAAUGGAUAACCCUGUGGGCCCGCAUCAGGUGGGCGGCCUUGCUUGUGCUCCUCCUGGGCUCGCUCGUGAUGCUGCUGCUCCCGCUGGCUGCCGUGGAAGACCAGUGCCAUGCAGUGCUCCAAGGACUCUCCUUCUUGAAAAGCAAACUGGGCACGGGCUCCUCUGGUGUCACCAGAUACACGGGACAAACAACUGGGCUGAGCGUGACCUCCAGCGGGCUGGAGCUGCUGGUGCUGAAAGGCAAAGCAUCCACAGAAGUGAAGUUAGAAGCCAAAGCAGCUCUGAAUCAAGCCCUCGAAAUGAAGCGCCAAGGAAAGCGGGAGAAAGCCCACAAACUCUUUGUGUACGCCCUCAAAAUGGACCCCGAUUACGUAGAUGCCCUGAAUGAAUUUGGUAUCUUUUCUGAAGAGGAAAAAGACAUUCUUCAAGCCGACUAUUUAUACUCCAAAGCACUAACCAUUUCUCCCUGCAACGAGAAGGCUUUGAUCAAUCGGGACCGGACUCUACCUUUAGUUGAAGAGAUAGAUCAGAGGUAUUUUAGCAUUAUUGACAGCAAGGUUAAAAAAGUGAUGGCAAUCCCCAAAGGCAAUUCUGCCCUGCGCCGAGUGAUGGAGGAGUCCUACUACCACCACAUCUACCACACGGUUGCUAUUGAAGGAAACACGCUGACGCUGUCAGAAAUACGACACAUCAUUGAGACCAGAUACGCCGUCCCUGGCAAGAGCUUAGUGGAGCAGAAUGAGGUGAUCGGCAUGCACGCGGCUUUGAAAUACGUCAACACCACGCUGGUAUCGCGGAUAGGCUCCGUAACCAUCACUGACAUCUUGGAGAUACACCGGAGGGUGCUGGGCUACGCCGACCCGGUGGAGGCAGGGCGGUUCAGGACUACUCAGGUUUUUGUAGGACAUCACAUACCACCACAUCCCCAGGACGUCGAGAAACAGAUGCAGGAGUUUGUGCAGUGGAUUAACUCGGAAGAUGCCAUGAGCUUGCACCCUGUGGAAUUUGCUGCGUUAGCCCACUACAAGUUGGUUUACAUCCAUCCGUUUGUAGAUGGCAACGGAAGGACCUCGCGCCUGUUAAUGAACCUCAUACUGAUGCAGGCAGGCUACCCGCCCAUCACAAUCCGCAAGGAGCAACGGGCCGAGUAUUACCACGUCUUGGAAGUUGCCAAUGAGGGUGACGUGAGGCCUUUCAUACGCUUUAUUGCUAAGUGUACCGAGACAACUCUGGACAUGUUGCUCAUUGCCACCACGGAAUACUCCGUGGGCUUACCUGAAGCAGAUGGCAGCACUGCUGGAUGCAAACAAACGAUCCCCAUCAAGGCCUGAGGGUUGUGGGACGUUCAGAAGCCAGUGAACGUGUGGGAGAACAGAAUGCCAAACCACUCAGUAUUCCUGCUGGGAAAUAACUCGACAGGUGUCACUCUUUAGCAUUUCAUUUAUUUAAAGUGUCUUAUUGGAUUAAAUUAAUAUAAUUUAUUUAUAUACAUUAUGCCAAGCUGAAAUGUGAACUGUUGAUGUUGACUGUGCACUAGAACUUGCUUGUGCUACUGAAAGGAGGGGGGGAGAGGUGUCAGAUGGGUUCAACAAGCUGAAGCAGAAUUUAAUUUCUCCUUAAAAUUAAGCUUUGAGAAGCUGCUUCAAUCAAGUCUUACCUUGCCAAGGAGCUGCUAGGCAAGACAGUCUUAACCAAGUUGUUGCUUUUGUGGUACAAAACCAAAAAACCAAAACCUCACAACCCUUGCAGUAACAGCCUCUCCAGCUCUGUAAAUCCGACUCUUUCCUGGCAGCCGUACAGGUUUGACAGUGCUGAUCAGGAAGGAGGCCAAACACCAGCUCAGUGGCAUCUCUCCCCUCCCAUUUCUGCUUUCAGUAGCACUUUGCAUGUUUACUUUCAGUUGCCUUUCCUAGGGGUGAGUUUUGUACAACAAGUGGGAAGUAUUUGGUUUAAGAUUACAGAUGAUGGACUGGAACAAGAGAAGAAAUGCUCUCUGUCUCAUGUCACUGAACUGCGGGGUGCUUUUGCUCUGCUUCAGGCAGGAUGACCUACUGCUCGGAGGCCUUGCCUCAGACCCCAGGAAUCCCUGGGGAACUGCAACUGUCCCUACACAUUUCAGUUUAGGGUUUGAAAAAGGGUUAACUUCUGCAAAGCUGGGGCUAGAAAAGGUUAUUUUACAUAGCCACAAGACCACCUUUAUCAGCUGUGCCAAUUUGGUAAGAAUGUGUAUAGCAAGUUUGUCAAAAACUUAAGGUUCUUCAAUCUACACAAAAGAACUUUUCAGUUAAUUACUAGGUCAUAUUCUUACUGUGAUAAAUGCGUCGAGAAUCACAUGAGGCCUCUUUGUGCUGCAGUAGCAGUUAGCGUAGUACCUAGAAGCUGCUGUGCAAUCCAAAGCAGCACUUUAUAUUUGCUUUUAAGGUUAAAAGCACCUGCAACCUAACAGAGUAACAAUUCCCUACACCCCUGCCUGCCAGUUGUGUAACAGUGUAAUUGAUCCCAACACCUCUAAAUUCAGAAAACUUCACUCCAGCCUAGUGCUAUUAAGCUUAAACACAAAGCUGCUAGACUGUCCCAGGCCAGUGUUAAGUUUCUUCCCUUCUAACUCUUACCUGCAAGGUAGUUAGGAUAUGCUUUAUAUGAGUGGACAACAGGACAAGACUGGGAGUUACCUAUAUGCUACAGCACCACUCUGCUUCUGUACUGAUUACUGCUGACAGGGAAAACAAACAAUAAAUGAGGAAGGUUGUUCUGUCCUUAUAAAGCGUGCUUAUUGUUGUAGUGCAAAGUGAGUAUAAAUAAAAUCUGCACUUUAGAGCGCUGGGGAAAAAAAAUAUGUUAUUUUAGUAACAGAUUAAUAAACUAUUUUAAUAUUAAAGUCUUUGUUUUGAGCAGAGCCUAUUCCAAACACUUUUCUGUGAGCAAACUAAACAGCAGUGACACAGGCCUGGUCCUGGCUCCCUCAGCUGUGCCCAGCCCUGGCAGCUCCCAGGAACUUGGAAUCCAUCACUGGUGCUGUGUCCAUGCCUGCCUGCCAUCAGGGCAAGGCCAGCCUUAGCAUCCCCACCCCCCAGGUCAAAAAGCUCCACAUUCACUUGCUAGUAGAAAGGUUCCAAGCUGAUUUGGAGAUGCAAUCCCCAUGUACCAUCAGUACAAUAGGGGAUGGCAAGCUAGCCAAAGCGCCUGUGACCACCCCUGCCAGAACUUGGGCCCCUGCUGCAUCCCCCCAGCUGCCACCAGGACGUGAUUCAAAGCUCCGUAGGAGACUCAGCCGUUCAAAGUAAAGCCAAGGCAAACCAGCACAGAACAUAAGCACUGAAAAGUGUGUUUAUUUGCAGCAGUGCUUGUGUUGUACAAGUGAACUUGGUACCAGGGCCCCCCCCUCACAUUCAGCCCCCAGAGGUGGUGACUGGAGUCCAGAGUUAGCAGCAGUUUUAAUCAGACAAGCAGUAAUAUUUCUAUCCAAGAUCACGUACCAGAUUAUUUUAAAGUCUGAGGUGAUUACUGAAGUGGUUCCAGGAUAUUCAUACUAGAUGGAAUGAGCUACUUAAAGGUAUAUAAGUGACACUGUGUAUCUCAGUGCACCUGAGAGGUGAGGUACAUCAGUAUUACCCAGCUGCCAGAGGAUAAGUGCAAUUCCAACACCCACAUUUAAACAAAAGCAACAGUAUUUAUAGAAAACCUUUGAGAACUUGAGUUUAAUAAACCAAGUAACGCCAGCUUGCACUUCACAUUUGUACAAAACCAUACAGAAACCACCUGCAAGAGACGUACGAGCUAGCUAGCAAAAACAACCAAAAAACCAAAAA
Tyto alba (common barn owl) is the source of this 4041-nucleotide messenger RNA. RefSeq names its product FIC domain protein adenylyltransferase (gene FICD). The transcript has 3 exons. Gene Ontology annotation, molecular function: protein binding. Bases 196 to 1563 code for a protein of 455 amino acids. The record is from RefSeq and is a predicted model, not a curated record. Lineage: Eukaryota; Metazoa; Chordata; Aves; Strigiformes; Tytonidae.